This is a messenger RNA of Sebastes umbrosus (honeycomb rockfish), 1767 nucleotides long. It is a transcript of the gene bloc1s4, whose product is annotated as biogenesis of lysosomal organelles complex-1, subunit 4, cappuccino. The record is from RefSeq and is a predicted model, not a curated record. The coding region runs from base 111 to 857 and encodes 248 amino acids. Gene Ontology annotation, cellular component: BLOC-1 complex. The transcript is spliced from 5 exons. Lineage: Eukaryota; Metazoa; Chordata; Actinopteri; Perciformes; Sebastidae.
UCGGCUGCACACCACACGUGAUCCAGUCAGUUGACAGCAGGGCUAAUAACACGGCAGUAUAACUUCCAUCAGACCGAUAGAUAGAAAGACAGAAAGACAGACAGGUCGACAUGGACCACCAUCAUCACCGGGUGGACAGGGUGGGCCUCCUGUCUCCCCUGGAGGAGUCCAGCGCUGAGAUCAGCAGAGACAGCGGCAUCGUGUCUCAGAGUGCCAGCAGUCUGUCCAUGGUGAGCGACAUCCUCAGCAGCGGCACCGUGUCGCAGAGCCCCAGCUUUGGUGCAGCAGCAGCAGCUAACGAGCUCUCUCAGAGUCCGAGUCUCAACGAGGUAGCAGCAGCAGAACCAGGGACACCAGACCAGCACCACUACCCGGAGCAGGACGACGAGGUCCUGCACCACACCGCACUCAGCUACGCAGCCUACAUCAAGGCGACAGCCGGAGAAGAGAUCCUGUGCUUGGACAAGAGCUUGGAAGAAAUGCUAACAAGAGUAGAUGAGUUUGUUGGAAUGCUGGAUAUGAUCCGUAACGAUACCUCCCAGAUAGUGAACGAAAACCUACCUCAAAUCCAGCAGAAGUCAGAUGAAAUGAGACAAAUAUACAGAAGAAUUGAUAAGUUAGAGGCUUUUGUAAAGAUGGUGGGAGCCAACGUCACCGCCAUGGAGGAGCAGGUCACGCAGGCAGAGGGAGACCUAGGAACCCUACCGGGUGCUUUCAAGAAGAUCCUCCGCACAAUGAGCGUCCCAGGCUUCUUAAAUAAACCGGCCAGCCCGAGAAGACUAGCACCACACCAGCGCCAAGAGAUCCCCAGCGUGUUCCGGACAGACGAUUAUUUCACAUCACAGCCAGAGCAGUGACACGCUACAACGUAUUACACAUCACUUGGUUCUAACCUCAGAGGCCUGCUGGGUGAAACUAUAGACAACUUUUACUGCCAUCCAUUGCCAGAGGAUUUAUUGGUGCAGCGGCCUCAACAAAGCAAUAGUAGCCUUUCUGAACAAGUCACUGGAAGUCAAGUGCAGGAAGACAUUCAGCAUUUCUGAGUGUCAUUUUCCUGGCAGCAACAAGCACUGAACUGUAGCUAAAUGAUAUAAAAAGUGCCUAAAUGGGACUCAGUCAGUCUUGUUUUCACUAUUUGCAAAGAAAACAAUGUCAGAUGUUGGAUUUGUGACAAGUAAGGAGGACAAAGUCAUCCCACUCGCCAAUAGGACACUGUAAACAAGGUACAAUACGAGGAGCUGUAAAGCUCUUAAGAUAUAUUACAUAAAGAAUUAACCCAGCUUUUUAUAAAUUACAUUCCUGUUACUGGUGUUUGUAAAAAAAAAAAAAAGACCUGCACGCUGUUAUGAAUUAAUCUGUAUUUCUAAUGUCUCAUCACUCUCCCCGAGCAAUAUGGAUCUCAUCCAGUUAAGCAUUUAAUGUCUUCCAUUUCAAAAUAUUCGCUUUAUUGCUAGCCCGAGUUACUGGCUAGUUGCCUCAUUGAUAUGGGGGAGACAUCUUUGAUAGCACCUUUUCAAUAAAAGCACACUGUAGAUUAGUAGUAGGUUGAUAGUUCAUUAUUAAAGUUUGGGCCAAGAGUGGAGCUGUGAUUGAGUUUUGUAACAAUAACUGGAGGAAACUUGGAUCUGGUCCUUAAAAGACAACUGUACCUAUGAUUUAUUAUUUUGUUCAUUAUUUGCCAAAAUAUUUAGGAAUGAAGAUGUUUCAUUUACAGGUUGAAUUUGUUUUAUGUUUUUUAAAUAAUCAUUAAAGAUUUAUUUGAGACAA